UAAGUACUCAAAUUCAACGAGGAGAGAUAAAGGUUAGAGAAUUCAGAAGGUGUACCGAAUUUUUAUUUUAAUUUGAUCAAACUAAUUGGCGCAAUCGCAGGAAAGUCAUUCUUUUACUUCUAGACUGUUCCAUCAAUUUGCUCGUCCUCUAUCUGAUCUCUAACUCCCUUUUACCUCAUCAAUCUCUUGUUGGAGAGAGAGAGAGAGAGAGAGAGAGAUGGGUGACAUUGAUGUUGAUUUUUUCCUGGGGACCUUGAAGAAGCUUAUAAUGAGCUCCAAGGUUGAAUCAAUCAUAAAAGAGAACCAUCAGUUUGAAUCUCUUGAGGAGGAGAUAAAGUAUAUGAGAGGAUUCCUCAAGGUUACGGAGAAGAAACGCAACAAGCAUUUAGGAGUGAUGAAUCUGGUGAGGCAGAUCAAAGACGUGGUAUCUGAGGCAGAGAACAUCAUUGAACUCAUUGUAGUUGAAGCUUUCAAGGCUAAGUAUCAGCAUCAUAUUUCCAUUGACCUUGAAAGUGUCAGAAUGGAGAUUAAGACUCUUACGGCUGAGGUAAAACAGAUUUACGACGAGAAUAUGUGUGACAUUAAUGGCGUAGCAGGCAAAAAACUCGAGCACUCUUUUUCCAAAAGUGAAGGAGGUUCAAGUUCAUCUAGAGGGAGCAACACAUCCAAAGUGGCAGAAGCGAAGGUGGUGGUUGGUUUCAAGGAGGAAGUAGAGACAUUAAUGGGAAAGCUUCAUGACAGUGGAGAGGGUGGACGACUGGAGAUAAUAUCAAUCGUCGGUGCAGCUGGAGGUGGCAAAACGACUCUGGCUAGAGAAGUGUAUGAUCAUCCUUUGACGUCACAUACCUUUGAAAUUCGUGCAUGGGUCAAUGUUUCUCAAGAUUAUGAUACGACUAUUAAGAGGAAUUUGUUUAUUCCUAUUUUGGAAAUAGCUUCCCCUAAAAAACAAGGAGAUUACGAGAAGAGUAGUGAGGAUAAAUUGGGAGAAGACACGCACAAAUGCUUGAAGGGUAAGAAAUAUCUCAUUAAGAGUAGUGAGGAUAAAUUGGGAGAAGUCAUGCACAAAUGCUUGAAGGGUAAGAAAUAUCUCAUUGUCCUGGAUGACAUAUGGGGCAUUGAAGCCUGGAAUGAUAUCCAAAGAUCACUCCCUAAGGAAUGCAAUGGCAGUAAAGUGUUGUUCACUAGUCGAGAACUUUUUAAACCUCAUAGCAUCCACUACGUCCCUCAUUAUUUGGCUCCCUUACCAGAAAGUCGCAGUUGGGAGUUGUUAGAAAAGAAGGUAUUCGGGAAGAAAUCUUGCCCACCGGAGCUGGUUGGCAUUGGUGAGCAGAUAGCAAAAAAAUGUGGAGGACUACCACUCAUGAUUGUCGUAAUAGCUGGCAUUCUGAAAGUUAGAGACAAGACACUCAACAUGUGGGAGGAAGUUUCCAAACAUUUAAGUUCGAUCAUUGCCAAAAACCAGGACGACUACAUGGAGAUACUAGAACUUAGUUACAAUUACCUGCCUCUUCAUUUGAAAGCAUGUUUUCUUUAUGUUGGAGGAUUCCCCGAAGAUUCUGAAAUCCUCGUACGCGAGUUGAUAUGGUUAUGGAUCGCAGAGGGAUUUAUUCAGCCCAUUGAAGGGGAUAAACGCUUGGAGGACAUAGCAAAAGAUUACUUAAAUAGUCUUAUAGAUAGAAGUCUCGUAAUGGUAGCUAGGAAAAGGUCCGUUGGAGGAAUUAAAGCAUGCCGUAUGCAUGAUCUUUUGCGUGAAUUAUGCUUGAAAAAAGCCGAGGAGGAUACUUUCCUUUUGCAAAUUUACAAGGAUGCUUUUUUACGUCAUGAUGCAACUUACCAUCGUCGCCUCUUCAUUGGCAGCCAGUUCUUUCGUAAGUACUUUUCCUUCAUGCCUCAUACUCAAAACCUUCGUUCUCUUCUGUGCCUCGUCUCGCGAAACUCCACUUUUAAAUGCCCUGAAACAAAUUUGGCAUUCUUUGUUGAAAACUUUGAACUUCUCAGGGUGUUGUGUUUUAUCUCCGAUGAAUGUGAAGGAGAUAUAGCACAUCUAGUUCAUUUGAGAUACUUGGCACUUAAUUUACCAGUUCACACAUCGAACUUUGCAUCUCCAUUUUCCAACCUCUUCAACCUAGAAACCCUUUACCUCCGAGCUCGGUCAAGUGGCUUGAAUUUGAAAACCAUUCUAUUGCCUCGCGAUACAUUUAAGAUGGUUAAGUUGAGGCAUCUAUAUGCCAAAGGAGGGGUAUUCAAAUAUCAUCUUAGCAGAGGCCGUUAUCCUGACGUAGCAGCUGGAAUCGAUUUUGACCCUUCAUUCAACUUGGAUAGCUUACAGACUUUGCAUCCAAUAUGUCCUUGUGAGAAGUGCCGUAAUUUCUUGGUAAGGACUCCCAAUCUUAGGAAGCUCGGAUUUCAUGGAGAACUAAUAUGCAAUGAUUUUGUUUUGAUGCUCCCCGACCUAGAGUUCUUGAAUUGCCUCGAGACACUCAGUUUUAACCAAUGCCGCAUUCCGAUUGAGGCAACUACCCUUCCGGCAGAGCUGAAGUUUCCUCCGACUGUUACACGACUAACUUUGGGGAAUACGUGCUUAAAGUGGGAGGAGCUAUCAAUCCUCCAAACCUUGCCGAGCCUUGAGGUUCUCAAAUUAUUAGAGCGGGCCUGUCAGGGACCAAUUUGGAUCACAAGUGAAGUUGAGGAGGGGUUCUCUCAACUCAAGUACUUGAGGUUGCAGGAACUGGACAUCAAAGAAUGGAAUGCUUCUGAAGAUCAAUUUCCGAGACUUGAGGUCUUAGUGGUUAAUCAUUGCACACAUCUGAAGCAGAUUCCGAUUGAGUUUGCUAAUCUAAACGAACUUUGCGAAAUUGAGGUAAUUAGGUGCAGUCGCUCUGCGGAGAAAUCGGCCAAGGAGAUUCUGGAAGUGCAAAGAAAUGCAAGAGGAGAUGAUGAUUGCAUAAAUCUCUUGGCCAAAUAUAAUUAUUAUUAGUUGGAACCACGACAGAAGUGACUGUCCAUGCAUUUCUCAUAAACCUCGGUUUUAAUUUCUACUGUCUAUGCUAUUGGAUAAUGGUAAGCUAAAUUUUGUGGGCCUGGUGUGUGUGCAAGGUGACAGGCAGAGAGUGAGGUGAGAGAGUAAUGAGAGUGCCAAAUGUGUGAAGUGGGGGGUUUGUAUAAUAGAGAGCUUUGUGUGGCUGUGUGUCAUU
Rhododendron vialii is the source of this 3194-nucleotide messenger RNA. Its product is annotated as putative late blight resistance protein homolog R1B-16. Lineage: Eukaryota; Viridiplantae; Streptophyta; Magnoliopsida; Ericales; Ericaceae. Gene Ontology annotation, biological process: defense response to other organism. The transcript has 4 exons. The record is from RefSeq and is a predicted model, not a curated record. Gene Ontology annotation, molecular function: ADP binding. Bases 218 to 2977 code for a protein of 919 amino acids.